Molecule: messenger RNA, 1743 nt
Organism: Musa acuminata AAA Group (dessert banana)
Lineage: Eukaryota; Viridiplantae; Streptophyta; Magnoliopsida; Zingiberales; Musaceae
Product: transcription repressor OFP14-like
Exons: 2
Coding region: 673-1509 (278 amino acids)
Biological process (GO): negative regulation of DNA-templated transcription
Source: RefSeq, a predicted model, not a curated record
UCUGAUGUGCUAUUAGGUCCAGUUCAUCGGCCUCUGAAGCUGUCAUCCUCAUGCUAAGAGUAAGUAGUGUGUCUGGUUUAAAUUAGGGUUCAUUGGAACAGUACAAAUAUUAUCAUUCUGGGAUGGUUAUCAUGUACUUAAUCAUUAACUGUAACAAUCUGUUGUAAUGAUCCUUGAAUGUUAGAAACAGUGGUAUUUGUUCAGUUUCAUUACUAUUUACCCACUAGUCAAAACUUACCAGGUGUGUGAACACAGUUGAAAUUUAUCCAUUUCUUCUUCCAGAGUUGAUAUCUUUACUUUUGUCACCUCAUACUGUUGUUUCACAGGUCGCCAAUUGCAAACAAUUGCAAUUGCAUCACUCAGAUCAAGUUUGCAAACAGCUCGACCUGGAAAUUACGAUCGACUCGUGUAGAUGUUGAACCAAGCACAAAACAAAGAUAUCGUUCUACGUGUUCCUUGAUGAGCCAAGCCAGACACAAGUCAUCCUAAUAUAGUACGACUCAGCACCUUUAAAGCGUGUCUUCGUUGUAGCCUCCACCAGCUUUUCCCUGCUACCUUUGCAUCCUGCCUCGCGUCCUCUACAUAUCCUCUACCAGUGCUCCUCCUCUCUGCCUCCCUCACCUCUCUGAAGAAGACAAAGAAGAAGAAGAAGAAGAAGAAGAAGAGAGAGAGAUGGGAAAGAAAGGCCUUCGGAAAUCUAUCCGAGUUUGUCUCUCCAAGCUCAAGAAAGUACCGUCUCAUCUACACAUACCCAAUUCCCCGCAUCCGGCCGCCGCCACUGCUGCCACCAGUUGGCUGUUAUCGGCGUGCAAGUAUCCCAAGACCCCUUCUUUCGCCGUCGACCGCGGACGCGCCGACGACGACGGACACGACCCUGCCGCCACGCUCUCCGACGUCGACCGCUUCCUCUGCGAGAACUUCCGCUCCCUCUACUUGCGCGAGGACGAACCCGCCAACCUCUCCGAAGCGACCCCCCGGGGGGGCGAUGACGAGCGCCCGCCACCCGCAGCGUUCUGCUCGUCCGAGCGCUUCUUCGUGUCCUCCGGCGCGUCCAACUCUCUCCACCGUGGGGCCCGGCGGAACAACGCCUCGUCUUCGUGGUCGUCACCGUCACCGUCGCCGUCGAGCUCUUCUCGGACGAACGAGGCUGGGGCGGAGGCACGAGGCGACGGGGUGGCGGUGGUGACGUUCUCCAAGGACCCCUACGACGACUUCCGGCGGUCCAUGCAGGGCAUGGUGGACGCGCGGCACGUGGAGCCGAACCAGCCUUUGGACUGGGACUUCAUGAAGGAGCUCCUCUUCUGCUACCUUGAGCUCAACGACCGGAGCGUCCAUAAGCACAUCUUGAGGGCCUUCACCGAUCUCACCGUCAGCUUCCGCCGCCGGGCUGCGGCAGAAAGGCGGAGAGCACCGGCUGGUAACAAGGGGAGGAGGAGGAGGAGGAGAUCAGCCCAGAAGGCCGGAGACGUAAGAGAUGCGGCGCCGCGACAUCUUCUGGUAACCGACUGACGUGUAUUGAAUUUGGCAGAUGCAGUGGGGAGGGUGGCUCCACCAUAUGCGGAGCCUCAGAAGAAGAAGAAGAUGCCAUGAUUUCCGGCGGUCCAAGCGCUGUCUGUGAAACGCCUAUCUACUGUACGACUUUGGUAGUCUCAACCGUCAACCAAUGAAACUGAUCACAAGGCAUUUAAUCUUGCUUUGAUGGAUGAAAUCUGAGGAGGCUGCUGGGAAUCCUAAGCUUUAUUA